GCUUUCUUUUAUGGUCGGCAGUUGAAUAACAGCAUCCAGGUAGAAUGGGGAGAAUCAAGUAUGAUAGAAGCAGAGAGAUUACUAUUUGAAGCUGCUCUAGAUGAUCCGGCAAAUCAGAGAUUCGUUCUUCUCUCGGAUAGCUGCAUACCCUUGUACAGUUUUGGCUAUGUUUACAGCUACUUAACGUCUUCUUCAAAAAGCUUUGUGGACAGCUUUAUUGAUGUUAAAGAAAAUCGCUACGGUCCUGAGAUGUCUCCUGUCAUACCAAAGGAAAAAUGGAGGAAAGGAUCUCAGUGGAUCGCGUUGAUCAGAAGACAUGCUGUAAUUGUCAUAGAGGAUGAUAUCGUUUUUCCGAUUUUCAAGAAAUUUUGUAAGCGUUGGCCGCCUGCAGACCUAAUAAAGAGAAGGCAGAUACUGCAGGCUUUUGAGGUAUUUCAGAAUGGCCAUAACUGUAUACCUGAUGAACACUACGUCCAGACGCUGUUCAAAAUGAGUGGGCUUGACAAUGAGCUUGAAAGGAGGACAUUGACCUACUCAUUAUGGAAUCAAUCUGCUGAAGGAGGGGAAAGGAGGUCUUGGCACCCUUUUAGGUUCAAUCAUGCUGAUGCAAGUCCCCAACUAAUCCAAGAAAUAAAGGUCAUCAACCAUGUUUACUCUGACUCUGAGAACCGCAAAGAGUUGUGCCAUGUUAAUAUUACGAUUGCACCUUGUUUUCUAUUUGCAAGGAAGUUCACACCAUGGGCAGCCGUGCGCCUGUUGACUGAUCGCUCCGUCGAUCUUCAUGAUGCUGAUUCUGUAUUUCAUGCAGCACCUUGACCACCAUUUAUUUGUGAAGAAAAACACAGAUAGCACACAAGAUACCAUUUUCUUCUUCAUUAAAGCUUUCAGAUAAGAGGAAGAUGAUUUCCCCCUUCUUCCUUUUUUUUUUUUCUUUAAUUAAUGUUUAAGUUAAUAUGCAAGAAUUAAUAUAGACUUAGGUGCUUCGAUA
This is a messenger RNA of Theobroma umbraticum, 988 nucleotides long. Lineage: Eukaryota; Viridiplantae; Streptophyta; Magnoliopsida; Malvales; Malvaceae. The record is from RefSeq and is a predicted model, not a curated record.